This is a messenger RNA of Ilex paraguariensis (yerba mate), 480 nucleotides long. NCBI's taxonomy places the organism in Eukaryota, Viridiplantae, Streptophyta, Magnoliopsida, Aquifoliales, Aquifoliaceae. The record is from the annotation of a GenBank genome assembly.
AUGGCUUCCUCUAGUGGAACAUCAUCAGGGUCACCUGUGAAUCAGAACUCGGGUUCUGAAGAAGAUCUUCAGCAAUUGAUGGCUCAGAGGAAGAGGAAGAGGAUGAUAUCGAAUCGCGAAUCAGCCAGGAGGUCUCGGAUGAGGAAGCAGAAGCACUUGGAUGAACUAGUGGCCCAAAUGGCUCAGCUCAGGGAAGAGAACAGCCGGAUCAUUGCAAGAAUCAAUGUCACCACCCAACAUUACCUCAACGUUGAGGCUGAGAAUUCAAUUCUGAAUGUUCAAGUGGCUGAGCUCAGCCACAGAUUGCAAUCUCUCAAUGAGAUCAUCAGUUUCUUGAAUGUUAACAAUGGUGGUUUUGGCUCUGAUCAUGGGAUUUACAGUUUCAAUGAUCAAGCUACAGAUGGGUUCAUGAACAGUUCAUGGAAUUAUCUCUAUGCUAAUCAGCCUAUCAUGGCUUCUGCUGAAACGUUGCAGUAUUGA